CUCUGACAGCCAUGAGAAGCCUUCACGCUGUAAUUCAUAUGCAGGGCGGUAUCUACUCUGGUCAAACUGUGGCAUGGUUCAUGUCCCUCGAGCUUAGAGUGGCGAGCAAUUGCCAUGGUUUGAUGUGCGAAAUGGCGACAGUCAUAGUGUUGUGGGCAGAUCAUUGCGUUUGCACAUAAUAUUCCAACCAUCGCGUUCAGCAUCAGCUUCCACUCAUCAACGGCCGACGCUCGCCCAAGCAUCUGAUUUAUCUGAUUGACUAAGAUCAACCUCGGCAUUGUUGGAGAAUAGUGUACGCUGCUGGCGGACCUAAGGUUCGCGCAAGCCCUCUCGGCUCUGUUUUGUGGCACAGCCUCAUCUCCACGUCCAGUGUCGAUCGACUAAUGCGCAGACGAACUUGUUAUUCAUAAAGAAGAGGAACCGCCAGCAGGCUAUUUACGGCUUUGUGGACGGAAACGCAAACG
Molecule: messenger RNA, 464 nt
Organism: Microdochium trichocladiopsis
Lineage: Eukaryota; Fungi; Ascomycota; Sordariomycetes; Xylariales; Microdochiaceae
Exons: 1
Coding region: 12-179 (55 amino acids)
Source: RefSeq, a predicted model, not a curated record